Lolium perenne is the source of this 1019-nucleotide messenger RNA. RefSeq names its product nucleoside diphosphate kinase 1. NCBI's taxonomy places the organism in Eukaryota, Viridiplantae, Streptophyta, Magnoliopsida, Poales, Poaceae. The record is from RefSeq and is a predicted model, not a curated record. Gene Ontology annotation, biological process: GTP biosynthetic process; CTP biosynthetic process; UTP biosynthetic process. Gene Ontology annotation, molecular function: nucleoside diphosphate kinase activity.
GAAGCGAAGCAUCUUCGCCUAAUCCAAAAGAGCGCGUGCUUCCCUGUCUCGCUCGCCAAGGAGAUGGACGCCAUGGCCGCGCUCGCCAGAACGGGCCCUUCUCCCCUCGCCGCCACCGGCCACCGGAGCUCCGCCUCGCUCUGCCCGGCGGCGUCCCUCUCCUUCCCCGCCGCUUCCUCCAGGGGCCGCGGCCGCGUCGGGCUGAGCGCGGCGGCGUGGAGCGGGAGGGCCGCCAGGGUGGCUCGCGGCGUCCCCAACAACCGCAUCGUCGCCUCCUCGGAAAUUGAGCAGUCAUACAUUAUGAUCAAACCUGACGGUGUUCAGCGUGGUCUGGUUGGAGAGAUUAUUUCUCGCUUCGAGAAGAAGGGAUUUUUGCUGAAGGGGUUAAAGCUUUUUCAGUGCCCUAAGGAGUUGGCUCAGGAGCACUACAAGGAUCUGAACGAGAGACCUUUCUUUCCCAAACUGAUAGAGUACAUAACUUCUGGUCCUGUAGUUUGCAUGGCCUGGGAGGGUGCAGGUGUUGUUGCAUCGGCUCGCAAACUGAUAGGAGCUACUAACCCCCUUCAAGCUGAACCAGGGACCAUAAGAGGUGAUCUUGCAGUUCAAACAGGAAGGAAUGUUAUCCAUGGAAGUGACAGCCCUGAUAAUGGCAAGCGUGAAAUCGCGCUAUGGUUCAAAGAAGGCGAGCUCGCUCAGUGGGAAUCAGUUCAAUCACCCUGGCUUAUAGAGUGAUGCUGGCACAUCAAUGCAUGAGCCUGACACCGGUGCUUACUUGGCCAACUUUGUUCUGCGGGGCCAUGUAUGAGUUUACUUCUGUCCAGUAUAGUAGCCUGUCAAGGCUCCAAAAUUUUCACCAUAGUCCAGAUGUAUGUUCUUUCUACGGUUGUUUGUUAUAUUGAGCUGGUCUGGAACUCUAACCUUUUUGGUAAUUAUUAAUUCUUGUUGAGAAUUUUCUUGUAUUCACAUGUUAAUAUUUGGAUCAAGAAUCAAGGCAAUAAAACACCAAGGCAUCGAAAACA